UUGCCUGAGCAGCGGGUCUAUUCAAAGAUACAUAGGUUUAUUGGAGCAGCUUGAGAAUCGUCAAAUUAGAGUUUAGUAAUUUAUUCGAAAGUAUUUUUUGAUUUAAAUAACUUAUUUCUCCAUAAAAGUCGCUUUUGGACGCUUAGAACUUUCCCGAAAUACCAAAGAUGGGAAAUACGGACAGCAUUCCGGUGGUCUCGCAGACCAAAUCGUUCGUUCAAUGGGUCGGUGGCAACGCGGAGGGAGCACUUGUUACCCAGAAAAACUUUGCUUAUAAAAACACAUUUCCUGUAAUCUCGCAAAUCGCAUCUGCAGGUUACGCCAUCGGAGGAGAGCCAGGGAAAGCACUCGACCUUCAGAAGAAGUUUGCUGACGAUUUAGACGACGUAAUUGACUCAAUUCCAGUCGCUGGACAUGUCAAGGGGGGUUUACACUACGCCCUGGGGGACAAUAAGAAAGGGGACGAAGCCAUGAAAUCCGCCUCUCGAAGUACAGGCGUUGCUCUGGGAGGAAUUGGCGGACUCGCGGUUGGCGGACCGGUGGGCGCGGUUAGUGGAGGAAUCGCUGGCGGGGCAGCGAUGGACGGGAUUAUCACGGGAAGCGCCAAGCUCAUAAAUGGAAAAAAGGCCAAGCCUCACGGGUACGUCGCUAUGGGUCAUGAUCUCGCCAGUGCGAUUAAAGGCGAGACGAAAAUAACGGCCAAGCAGGGUUUACACAUGGCCCUGGUUCCCGUGUCGGAUGGCCUGGCAGGCUAUUCGGCUGCAAAGAUAGCAGCCAAACCGUUAGGGCUGAAGGUUCCUAACGGUGAGAAACCCGGUAUCUCCAACGUUGUCAGUAAGGGAUAUCGUCCCAUCGUGGGACAUGAAUUGGCCGCCAAAAUGAAGAAUCCCGCCAGUAAUAAUCUGGCUAAGGGGAAUAGAGUUGGGUCGCUUGAGUCCCCUAUGAACAACCGAGGAAAUUUGGUACAACCCAAAAAAUCAUUGGAACCUUUUUCCUCAGAUCGUGGCAAAGGAACGGGUAGUGAAAUGAAAACGAUCGACAACCAUGCACCAAUUCCAAUUUUGAAAUUAAAAUAAUUGUAAAAUUUAUAUUUCAUUGCUAAUUUAAAUUCAUAAUUUAUCAGAUAAAAUUUAUCAUUAAGUUUUAUGUUUUUUCUGUUUUGCGAAUGUUGUGCGAAACAAUUUAUACAUAUUUUGCAUACUGUAUGUACGUAUUUAGUGUUGUAUUUAUGUAAGAAGUGGUGCAAAUAUGACGUUAGAAAAUUUUUCCUAGAUUUCCAUUCCAAUUUCAUUUCCAAUAAAUCCCAGACAAUAUUUAGGGUACAUACAUACAUACCUUAAUUGGCAACACCAAUAUAUGUUUAAUAAGUACUCGAAGUGAAAUUAUCGCACCAUAAAAAUUUAUGUAACUACAUAAAUGAUUUGUUAUGAUGAACGAGA
Messenger RNA from Folsomia candida, 1439 nucleotides. RefSeq lists its product as uncharacterized. Bases 168 to 1076 code for a protein of 302 amino acids. NCBI's taxonomy places the organism in Eukaryota, Metazoa, Arthropoda, Collembola, Entomobryomorpha, Isotomidae. The transcript has 4 exons. The record is from RefSeq and is a predicted model, not a curated record.